Molecule: messenger RNA, 4701 nt
Organism: Meleagris gallopavo (turkey)
Lineage: Eukaryota; Metazoa; Chordata; Aves; Galliformes; Phasianidae
Source: RefSeq, a predicted model, not a curated record
AUGCCGCAGGGAGCUGCAGUGAAGGUGUCAUGUUGGCUGAUCUGCAACGGCUCUGCAGAGAAAACCACAGGGGACAUCACACAAAAGGGUUAUGAGAAGAAGAGAGCAAAGCUCCUGGCUCCAUACGUCCCUCAAACACAAGGGGUUGAUCCAGCUCUACAGAAGGAAUCCAGAACUCAGACGCCCACUCCAUCUGCAGCUCCAGCCCCAGCUCCCUCCUCAUCAUCAUCCAAAUUUCACCGAGCCCGCUCAGGGGGAGCCAGAGAUGAACGCUACCGAUCUGAUAUCCACACGGAAGCAGUUCAAGCAGCACUGGCAAAGCACAAAGAGCAGAAAAUGGCCCUCCCCAUGCCCACAAAAAGGCGAUCUACUUUUGUUCAGUCUCCAGCUGAUGCCUGCACUCCUCCAGACACGUCUUCCGCAUCCGAGGAUGAGGGGUCACUAAGGCGUCAAGCUGCUCUUUCUGCUGCAUUGCAUCAGAGCUUACAGAAUGCUGAGUCUUGGAUCAACCGAUCUAUUCAGGGGUCAUCCACAUCUUCAUCAGCAUCCUCUACACUUUCCCAUGGAGAAGGCAAAGGGACCAGUGGGUCACUAGCUGAUGUAUUUGCCAAUACUCGAAUAGAAAAUUUCUCAGUUCCCCCAGAUGUCACAGCAACUACCUCCUCUUCCUCCACGCGCCCAGCAGCAAUUGACCUUCCUCCUUCAGGGAUCGUGAAGGGCAUGCACAAGGGAUCCAAUCGGUCCAGUCUGAUGGACACUGCCGAUGGUGUUCCUGUGAGUAGCAGAGUCUCCACAAAGAUUCAGCAGUUGUUGAACACCUUGAAAAGGCCUAAGAGGCCACCUCUGAAAGAAUUCUUUGUGGACGACUUUGAAGAAAUUGUGGAAGUUCCACAGCCUGACCCAAAUCAGCCCAAGCCAGAAGGACGCCAGAUGACGCCUGUGAAAGGAGAACCACUCGGAGUUGUUUGUAACUGGCCCCCUGCCUUAGAAGCAGCACUGCAGCGCUGGGGAACCACACAAGCUAAAUGCCCCUGUCUGACAGCACUGGAUGUUACAGGGAAACCAGUUUAUACCCUCACCUACGGCAAAUUGUGGAGCAGAAGUCUCAAGCUGGCCUACACGCUGCUUAACAAACUGGGGACCAAAAAUGAACCUGUGUUAAAACCUGGAGACAGGGUAGCCCUUGUGUAUCCAAACAAUGACCCAGUCAUGUUCAUGGUGGCAUUUUACGGCUGUCUCCUAGCAGAAGUGAUACCAGUGCCUAUAGAGGUACCUCUUACCAGAAAGGAUGCUGGUGGUCAGCAGAUUGGUUUUCUUCUGGGAAGCUGUGGUAUUGCUUUGGCCCUCACCACUGAAGUCUGUCUGAAAGGGCUUCCAAAAACCCAAAAUGGAGAAAUUGUUCAGUUUAAAGGUUGGCCUAGAUUGAAAUGGGUUGUGACAGAUUCAAAAUACCUCUCCAAAUCUCCUAAGGACUGGCAGCCCAACAUCUCAGCUGCAGGAACUGAGCCAGCAUAUAUUGAGUACAAGACCAGCAAAGAGGGCAGUGUUAUGGGUGUCACAGUGUCUCGGAUUGCAAUGCUGUCUCACUGCCAAGCUUUGUCUCAGGCCUGCAACUAUUCUGAAGGUGAAACAAUAGUGAAUGUUUUGGAUUUUAAGAAGGAUGCAGGGUUGUGGCACGGCAUUCUCACGAAUGUAAUGAACAAAUUGCAUACUAUCAGUGUGCCCUAUUCUGUGAUGAAAACCUGCCCACUGUCAUGGGUGCAGAGAGUUCAUACUCACAAAGCAAAAGUUGCUUUAGUCAAGUGUCGAGACUUGCACUGGGCCAUGAUGGCCCAUCGAGACCAAAGAGACGUCAGUUUGAGUUCUCUACGCAUGCUGAUUGUAACUGACGGUGCAAAUCCCUGGUCUGUUUCCUCAUGCGAUGCCUUCCUGAGCUUAUUUCAGAGUCACGGGCUUAAACCAGAGGCAAUUUGUCCAUGUGCCACAUCUCCAGAAGCGAUGACUAUUGCAAUACGGAGGCCUGGGGUUCCUGGGGCACCUCUGCCUGGAAGAGCCAUACUGUCCAUGAAUGGGUUGAGUUUUGGUGUGAUUCGUGUCAACACUGAAGACAAAAACUCUGCACUCACUGUUCAGGAUGUUGGGCACGUGAUGCCAGGAGGAAUGAUGUGUAUAGUGAAACCCGAUGGACCACCUCAGCUGUGUAAAACAGAUGAGAUUGGAGAAAUUUGUGUUAGCUCCAGAGCAGGAGGAAUGAUGUAUUAUGGGCUGGCAGGGCUGACAAAGAAUACGUUUGAGGUUAUUCCUCUGAACUCAGCUGGCUCUCCAGUGGGUGAUGUGCCAUUUGUCCGUUCCGGCUUGCUGGGCUUUGUUGGACCUGGCAGUUUGGUGUUUGUGGUUGGAAAAAUGGAUGGAUUGCUGACAGUCAGUGGGCGGAGACACAAUGCUGAUGACAUUGUUGCAACUGGGUUGGCAGUAGAGUCAAUAAAAACAGUUUACAGAGGAAGGAUUGCUGUAUUCUCAGUAUCUGUCUUCUACGAUGAGAGGAUUGUGGUGGUGGCAGAGCAGAGGCCAGAUGCAUCUGAGGAGGACAGUUUUCAAUGGAUGAGUCGAGUACUGCAGGCAAUUGACAGCAUUCACCAAGUGGGUGUAUAUUGCCUUGCUCUUGUGCCAGCUAAUACAUUGCCAAAAACUCCCCUGGGAGGGAUCCAUAUCUCUCAAACUAAACAGCACUUUCUGGAGGGCUCUCUGCAUCCGUGCAACAUCCUCAUGUGCCCGCACACGUGUGUGACAAACUUGCCAAAACCCAGGCAGAAACAACCAGGUGUUGGCCCUGCCUCUGUGAUGGUGGGGAACCUGGUUGCUGGGAAGCGUAUUGCUCAAGCCUCUGGAAGAGAUCUUGGUCAAAUAGAAGACAAUGAUUUAGUUAAAAAGCACCAGUUCCUGACAGAGGUGUUACAGUGGAGAGCUCACACAACUCCUGACCACGCGCUCUUCCUCUUAUUAAAUGCCAAGGGAACUGCUGUGUGUACAGCCACCUGCCUUCAGUUGCACAAAAAAGCUGAGAGAAUUGCAUCAGUGCUCUGUGACAAAGGACAUCUCAAUGCAGGAGACAAUGUGGUGCUUCUUUAUCCUCCUGGCAUUGAGCUAAUCACCGCGUUCUAUGGCUGUUUGUAUGCUGGCUGCAUCCCUGUGACCGUGAGACCACCUCAUGCUCAGAGCCUCACUGCUACUCUGCCCACUGUGCGAAUGAUCGUGGAAGUCAGCAAAGCUGCCUGUAUUCUCACAACCCAGACCUUAAUGAGACUACUGAAAUCUAGAGAGGCAGCUGCUGCUGUAGAUGUGAAAACCUGGCCGACCAUCAUUGAUACAGAUGACUUGCCCAGGAAGCGGCUCUCUCAGAUCUAUAAACCACCUACAUCUGAAAUGUUAGCAUAUCUAGAUUUUAGUGUUUCCACAACAGGCAUGCUUACAGGAGUGAAGAUGUCCCACGCAGCAGUGAGUGGUCUCUGCAGGGCCAUCAAGCUUCAGUGUGAGCUCUACUCCUCACGGCAGAUUGCAAUUUGUCUUGACCCCUACUGUGGACUGGGGUUUGUGCUCUGGUGCCUUUGCAGUGUGUAUUCUGGACACCAGUCAAUUUUAAUUCCUCCUAUGGAGCUGGAAUCCAAUCUUUCUCUCUGGUUAUCUACUGUCAGCCAGCAUAAAAUAAGGGACACUUUCUGUUCCUACUCAGUCAUGGAACUGUGCACAAAGGGACUUGGAAACCAAGUUGAAACGUUAAAGGCACGAGGAAUUAAUCUGUCCUGUGUCCGGACGUGUGUGGUUGUUGCAGAGGAACGACCACGAGUUUCUCUCACUCAUUCAUUCUCAAAACUCUUCAAAGACAUUGGCCUGUCAUCUCGUGCUGUAAGCACCACCUUUGGAUCGAGAGUCAACGUUGCUAUCUGUUUACAGGGAACCUCUGGGCCUGAUCCCACCACAGUGUAUGUAGACCUGAAAUCCUUGAGACAUGACAGAGUACGUCUGGUGGAAAGAGGAGCUCCACAAAGUCUGCUGCUUUCGGAAUCUGGGAAGAUUUUACCUGGAGUCAAAGUGGUUAUUGUUAAUCCUGAGACAAAAGGACCUCUUGGAGAUUCUCAUCUUGGAGAGAUUUGGGUGAACAGCCCACACACAGCCAGUGGCUACUACACCAUCUACGACAACGAAACCCUUCAAGCUGAUCAUUUCAACACUCGUCUGAGCUUUGGAGAUGCAGCUCAGACACUCUGGGCUCGGACUGGGUACCUUGGUUUUGUGCGUCGGACAGAACUUACAGCUGCCAGUGGAGAGCGCCAUGAUGCACUGUAUGUUGUUGGAGCACUGGAUGAAACUCUGGAACUGAGGGGGCUGCGUUACCACCCAAUUGAUAUCGAGACGUCUGUAUCUCGGACACACAGGAGCAUUGCUGAAUGUGCUGUAUUCACAUGGACCAACUUGCUCGUGGUCGUCGUGGAGCUGUGUGGCUGUGAACAGGAGGCCCUGGAUUUAGUUCCUCUGGUUACAAACGUGGUCCUGGAAGAACAUUAUCUCAUUGUGGGAGUGGUGGUGGUAGUUGAUCCCGGAGUUAUUCCUAUCAAUUCCAGGGGGGAGAAACAACGGAUGCACCUCCGUGACAGUUUCCUAGCUGACCAGUUAGACCCCAUAUAUGUUGCUUAUAACAUGUAG